Molecule: messenger RNA, 1792 nt
Organism: Musa acuminata subsp. malaccensis (wild Malaysian banana)
Lineage: Eukaryota; Viridiplantae; Streptophyta; Magnoliopsida; Zingiberales; Musaceae
Product: cytochrome P450 71A1-like
Molecular function (GO): heme binding; oxidoreductase activity, acting on paired donors, with incorporation or reduction of molecular oxygen; iron ion binding
Source: RefSeq, a predicted model, not a curated record
CCUAUAUAACCCGUGCACAUGAGGGGGAUGAGAAGGGCACGAGAGAAGACCAGCGGCCACAGGCGAUGAUGUCUUCCACCCUGCCGACGGGGCCGCUCGACCCAUCUCUACUCACCACCCUCUUCAUCAUACUCGUGCCUCUCUCUUUGCUGCUGCUUCUGCUGCAGGUCAAGAGGAACUCCCGUGGGCAUCCCCCGUGCCCGCCGGGGCUUCCCCUCAUCGGCAACCUCCACCAGCUGGGCCCACUACCGCACCGCUCCCUCCACGCCCUGUCGCAGCAACACGGCCCGCUCAUGCUGCUUCGCCUGGGCCAGGUGCCGGUGCUCGUGGUCUCCUCGCCGGACGCAGCCAGGGAGGUGCUGCGCAACCAGGACCGCGCAUGCGCCGGCCGGCCAGCUCUCAAGGCGGCCCGAAUCCUCUUGUACGGGUGCAAGGACUUGGCCUUCGCGCCCUACGGCGACUACUGGAAGCAGCUCCGAAAGAUCUGCUCCGUCCACCUGCUGAGCCCCAAGAGGGUGCAGUCGUACAGGCUAAUGAGGGAGGAGGAGGUGGAAUCCAUGAUGGGAAAGAUCUCGUCCCAGGCUUCGGCUUCGGCGAACGUCAUCGACUUAUCCGAGGUCUUGUACUCUUUCACCAACGAUGUACUCUGUCGAGUUGUUUCAGGGAAGUUCACGAGAGAAGAAGGGAGGAAUCGCCUGUUCUCCGAGCUGGUCGGCGAGAACUCGGCGCUUACGUCCAAGAUCUUCGUGGGUGACUACAUCCCGUGGCUGGGGUGGCUGGAUAUGUUCUUCGGCAGUGUGGCCAGAUGCAACAAGAACAAAGCGAGGUGGGAUAAGUUGCUAGAUGAGGUGAUUAAGGAACAUGCAGUUCGGUCGGUGCAGCAUGGUGGGGAGGAAAACGACGGUGAGGAGAAGGAUUUCGUGGAUGUUCUGCUCUCUCUGCAGAAAGAUGCAGCGAUGGACUUCGCCCUCACAACUGAAGAUAUCAAGGCACUUCUGGUGGACAUGUUCGGCGCCGGCACCGACACAUCGUACAUAACCCUGGAAUGGGCCAUGGCGGAGCUCAUCCGGAGUCCCCGAGCGAUGCGGAAAUUACAAGACGAAGUGAGAAGAGGAAGAGGCAGCGGGGAGGGAUUGGUCAGAGAGGAGGAGGUGAGCCAGAUGGCGUACCUGAAAGCGGUCGUGAAGGAGGUCCUCCGGCUGCACCCUCCUGCCCCGUUGCUGGUCCCGCGCGAGCUGCUGGAGGAUUGCAGCAUACAAGGGUACAGCAUCCCCAAGAAGGCGCGCGUCUUCGUGAACGCGUGGGCGAUGGGCAGAGACCCGCGGAGCUGGGAGUCGCCGGAGGAGUUCCGGCCGGAGAGGUUCGCGGACGGCGCAUUGGACUUCACGGGCAACGAUGUCCGGUACGUGCCGUUCGGAGCAGGCCGAAGGAUUUGCCCCGGGCAAAACUUCGCCGUCGCUGCUCUGGAGCUGGCGCUGGCGAACCUGGUGAGCCGCUUCGACUGGGAGCUGCCUGGUGGAUUGACGAGGGAGGAGCUGCAAAUGAACGAGGCCCCUGGAACCACAAUACAACGACAAGGACGGCUUCAUCUUGUUGCUAAACCAUGGGGUGCUUAGAAAAGGAAACUAGUAAUAACUUGUUGCGUGCAUGCUAUGACGUAAAUGAUGCAUAUGAACUCCGAACGUGAGCAUUAUCAUAAGCCCAUCGAACGAUACCACAAUGUUCCUCAAACUGUGAUGCUUAAACACUUGUAUCGACCUUUCGGCAUUCUAAUGUUGGUGCUUCAAUAAUA